AUGACGGAAAUGUACUCCGGGCUCCACGUGGAUCAGCGGUUUGUUUCCCUGGAGGAAUUUAAAUCAGUGAUCCGAAGCAUAUCGGUCCGUCAACACUGGGAACUUCGAGUGAUCCGCAGUAAUAAGAAGAGUGUUGUUAUUGGGUGUCGUUCAUCCCCCAAUUGCUUCUUCCGCGUGGUCUGUCGCUCGAACAAGAAUGCGACCUAUAUCACUAGCCUGCAGGACAGCCAUAGUUGUCAUCGGAGUGGAGACUCCCCGACUCGAACCCCAGCGCGCUCAGAAGCCUCCCAUGUCCGAUUCCUUUUGAGCGAGAUCCCCAAACUCUUUGAUAUGAAAAGCAGGAUUAGAAGCCAGGAUGUGGUGGAUGCCGUCAAGCGGUAUCAUGGAUAUGACAUCUCAUCGAGGCAGGCACAACGCGCAUUGAUCAGGUUGCAGUCUGCGGAAUCUCCAAAUGAGACUGACCAGCUCACCUCCAUGGACUUGAGCGCAGGUGACCAGCAUUCGCCUACUCAGUCCCAACCUGAAUCACAGGGCGAUGCGGGUCCUGCAUAUCGAGACCUUUCUGAAAGCCGUUGGAUCUCUGACCCUCUACAGCCAUCACUGAUGGACGAUGACGCCGUUGAUCCCAGUGAAUCUCCUGAGGCUCAUGCGCCUCCAUUACCGACUGCAGCGGCUUCCCAAAGCGUGCGGCAACAUCAGAUGCCAAAUACUCACCCGAUUAGCCCACCCGGUCACCCUACUCUCCGUAACGACCCUCGGCCCAUAGGCGUUCCCCACACUGGCGUUGGAUACGCAACAGCUGUUGCUAUGCCGGUAGCAGAGCCUAUGGGUGCCAAGUCUACAAAUUACCAAACGCGCGAUGAUACCACCGGCGGGGUUCCUCAAUUGGUCCUUACAAACUUCAAGAUCGAAUUUACAUGUACUACUUGCGGUGCUCUCAACCAGAGUUUCUAUCCGAAUCAGGGAAAUGUCACCGGUGGUGCAUACAUGGGGCAUCAUGCAAUGCCGACUCCAGACACCGUUGCACGACAUGCAAAUCCGUCAUCUCAGGGUGGCCCUGAUGGAACUGCUAGCGAUGUCACUGGGAACAGUGCUUAUCUUAAUGCUCGUGUCAUCCACAACCCCUGGGAAGCAGCUGGCUUGGGGGUACCCAUGGGCCCUACAAACACUUAA
This is a messenger RNA of Penicillium chermesinum, 1173 nucleotides long. RefSeq lists its product as uncharacterized. The transcript has a single exon. The record is from RefSeq and is a predicted model, not a curated record. Bases 1 to 1173 code for a protein of 390 amino acids. Lineage: Eukaryota; Fungi; Ascomycota; Eurotiomycetes; Eurotiales; Aspergillaceae.